CCGAUCGUAGAGGUCCUGUUCUGUUCACCGAUCCUACGGAAUUUGGAAUACGAAUUGUUGUUGAUACCUCCUAACAAAUGGAGAACACCGAGGGAUGAAUAGUGAAGUUGAAUUUUCGGGAUUUCAAGGAUUCUCUUCAGUGCGUGAUAGGUGUCCUUAGGAUGUUGAUGUGAAUAAUUUACGACGGAUUUGAACAACAACUGUGAUGUGAUAUAAAGUACGGAACACUCCUGGAUCCAAGAUAUAUGGGCUUUUGUGCACCCCGCGGGGUGAAUAAAUCAGAGGGUUUUGUGCACAAUGUAUGGCACUCACCUCGCUGACCACAUCGAUUGCCUACGCCUGGCUUAUCACGGUAAAGGUGUUUAUUGAUACUCUCCUCGGCUCACUGGUACAUUGUCAUAUCCCUUACGAUGUCACAGAGAAGCUCGUAAAUUAGUAACCAACAAUAACGGUUUUCGUAGGAAAACAACACUGGUCACGGUAUGAGUAACGUUACCUCGGUCAUGACAAAGGAGAUGAGAUAAAAAGGAGUUAUAAGAAAAGUCAUAUACAAAAAGCAACAAAGGAAGGGAAGGUAAAAGUAGACGAGAGUUAAAAGAAAACGAGGAGUUGCAGGGUGAAGCGCGAAACGGUUUCGCAUUCCGCACGGCGAAUGGAAGUAGGAGAGGAGAGAAGAGGCGUGCACGGAAUAAUUUCCAAGGAGGAAGGACAAUUGUUGGUUUGAAUAGAAAAGAAAGAGGGAGAUCGAGCGAGUAAAGCAACGAGAGGGACACAACGGAGAAGGUAGAAAUCCAGACGAGCGGAAAUACAAGUGCCGAGAUGCUUGCCACAGGGCAUCUAGUUUUUAUAGAAUGCCAGAAGGAAGUAUGGUAUUGUGCAGUUGUCACUAGUACCUCGAUGUAACUCUUGGAUGUAACAAAACACCAAGGGUAGAGGAAGAAACACUUGAGUAAUGAGAGCCCUGUGGAUUUGCUGAGAAUUCCAGACGGUAAUGAGCAAGAAGUAUAAUCAUCAAACGAUGAAGUCCACUGGUAAAAAAUCACCCCUAUCAUUAUCCAUGAGACUGACUUGGUGUUUGGUAUUUGGUGCAUGUCAUGUGCUGGCUGUUACCAGUGCACCACCACCAAAAUUCGAAGUACCUGAGCACUGCAAUUGGGAGAGCGAUGCUGCGUUAACGUGUGUCUAUCGAUUUAUCGAUAGUGACAAUUCGCCUCAUUCAAAUUUAUCACGUGUAACGAGUGACUAUGUCACAACGAUGAAUAUCAUUUGCGAGGAUUGGGAUCCAGAGACUGGUACAAGUUCGACAAUUGUCGAAGAUUUUCUUCAUCUCUGGCGUCUACGUGAACUUCGCUUAAUUGGAUGCAAAUUCAUUUAUUGGCCAGCAAGAAUGCUCAACGGUUUUCGGGAUUUGCGUAAUUUAACGCUUAAAAGUCUCAAUGGUAAGAAGAGUAAGCUCAGUCUUGAACUUGAGCGUGGUGCCUUCGAUAUGACACCGUUGAUUGAGAAAAUUGAUCUGUCGCACAAUAAUAUAUGGCAAUUGCCGGAGAGUAUAUUCUGUCCACUGGCGAAUUUAGUGUCGCUCAAUGUGUCGUGGAAUAUGUUAAAGGACGUUACGGAGUUGGGGUUCAGUGAUUACGUUGGAAAUCAUCCUAAACGAGAGUUAGAGUCAACAGUGUUACCGGUUGCGUGUUCUCUCGAUAUACAGAGUUUGGACGUAUCGAAUAAUCAAAUAUCCGUGCUACCGCCAUUUGGAUUUUCAGCCCUGAAACGACUGAGGACACUCAAUAUAUCCGGUAAUGCAAUCAGCAUGGUCGAUGACAGUGCACUACGGGGCUUGAGGUUGUUGGAAGUGUUUGACCUAUCGAGUAAUAGAAUUGUCGCACUUCCCUCUGGAAUGUUCAAGGAUGCUACGAAUACACUCAAGGAAUUGCGGCUUCAGAACAAUUCGAUCAGUGCACUGGCGCCGGGUCUUGUGGCUGACAUGAAUCAACUUGUCACCCUGGAUCUAUCAAGGAAUACAUUGACGAGCUCCUGGCUCAAUGCUGGAACAUUCGCUGGGUUGAUUCGUCUGGUGCUGCUGGAUUUGUCACGUAAUAAAAUUGUCAAAGUCGAUCCAGCGCUAUUCAAAGAUCUCUACACACUACAGAUACUCAAUCUCCAUCACAAUGAGAUUGAUACAAUACCUGCUGACACAUUCUCACCAAUGAGUAAUCUUCACACACUGGACUUGGCACACAAUAAACUCACUUACUUAGACGCAUAUUCAUUGAAUGGUCUGUUUGCCAUGUCAUUAUUCUCACUGGACUCGAAUUUACUCGAGGGUAUUCAUCCAGAUGCUUUCAGAAAUUGUUCCAGCAUGCAGGACCUCAAUUUGUCAGGCAACAAUCUCGAAGCAAUACCCGUUGCUCUCAAAGACAUGCGUAUGCUGAGAACACUAGACCUGGGUGAGAACCAAAUUAAAAGCCUUGAGAAGCCUGGAUUCCGAGGCAUGUCCAGUUUAUACGGAUUACGUAUGAUUGGUAAUGAGAUUGUGAAUGUGACCAAAGAGGCACUCGCCGAAUUGCCAGCACUUCAAAUUCUCAACUUAGCGCGAAAUCAAAUUGAUUAUGUAGAGCAUGCUGCAUUUUCUGGAAGCCCAGCAUUGCAGGCGAUAAGACUGGAUGCCAACUUUCUGCAGGAUAUAUCUGGCAUAUUUGCCGAUGCUCCAAGCCUCCUGUGGCUUAACAUGUCCGACAACAUGAUUAAACAUUUUGAUUACAGCAUUUUGCCGACGCGUCUCCAGUGGUUGGAUCUCCACAAAAAUCAAAUCGCUGAUCUUGGUGUUUCACCGGUGGGUUUUCACCUGCAGACACUCGAUAUGUCAUUCAACAAAUUGACGAAAAUCCAUCCAAAAUCUGUUCCCGACUCAAUAGAGCUCCUCUUUGUCAACGACAACUUGAUUCAUACAGUCGAACCGCAGACUUUUCACGACAAGGAGAAUCUCACCCGAGUUGAUCUAUACGCGAAUCAGAUAGUCAAGAUGGAUCUCUCAGUGUUCCAGUUGGCGCAAGUAGCCGAGAAUCGUCCAUUACCAGAAUUUUACAUCGGCGGAAAUCCUUUCAUUUGUGAUUGUACGCUCGAAUGGCUUCAGAGGAUAAAUUCGUUGCCCCUGAGACAGCAUCCAAGGGUCAUGGACCUCGAAUCAGUAUAUUGCCGGCUCCCCUAUGAUAGACAUCGUUCUUUCAUACCCCUCCUCGAAGCUAAACCAUCACAAUUUCUCUGUACGUACAAAACACACUGCUUUGCCCUCUGUCACUGCUGUGACUUUGAUGCAUGCGACUGUGAGAUGACUUGUCCAACCAACUGCACGUGCUACCACGAUCAAUCAUGGUCAGCUAAUGUCGUUGAUUGCUCAAACUCGGGGUAUAAAAGUCUACCCGGACGACUUCCGAUGGACGCCACCGAGGUUUACCUCGACGGCAAUAACUUCGGUGAGCUGACAUCGCACUCGUUCAUUGGCCGUAAAAAUCUUGAGGUACUGUAUGUCAAUGACAGCAACAUAAUUGCCAUUCACAAUCACACAUUCAGUGGUCUUAAGCGUCUCAUUGUCCUUCAUCUUGAGAACAAUAAGAUUGCCCAACUAAAUGGGGUUGAAUUGCUGCCACUGGAGAAUCUCAAGGAGCUCUACCUCCAGAAUAACCUGCUUUCCCACAUCGACAACGGGACAUUCCUCGAAUUACGUCAAUUGGAGGUCCUCAGACUGGACAACAAUCGUCUCGGUACCUUUGCCCUGUGGCAACUCGCCCAGAAUCCAUAUCUAGUCGACAUUAGCGUUUCAAAUAAUCCAUGGAGUUGUGAGUGUACAUAUCUCGAUCAUGUGCGUGACUGGAUGUCGAAGAAUACAGCUAAGAUCAGCGAUUGGAAACGGGUCACGUGUGCACUUGGUAUGCCGAUAACGCUUCCAGCCAAUGGAUCCGUAAUAAACUGCGCAGCAUUGAGGGGCACAACAUCAGCUAUUGAGACGCGUCCCUUGGAGGCAUAUCUGCCACUCCUACUGGCCACAGCUGUACUUUUCUUCGCCAUGGUUGCAUUACUCUGCGGUGCAUUUCGACAUCGCAGAACUAUCAGAACAUGGGCAGCAAGUAGAUGUGGACUUCGUGCUUGCUACAAAACUGCUGCAUUCGAGGAUCGUGAAAAGCCAUUUGACGCUUAUAUAUCUUACUCAGCAGUCGAUGAAAACUUUGUAUCGAGGGUAUUAGUGCCCGGUCUUGAGUCAUCCUAUCGUCUGUGUUUACAUUAUCGAGACUUAGGUGCUGGUGCUAAUGUUGCCGACGCUGUAGCUGAAGCUGCUGACUCUUCGAGACGUACUAUUCUCAUUCUGUCACGUAAUUUUUUGCACGGCGAGUGGGCGAGAUUUGAAUUUAAAUCAGCCCUGAGAGAGGCACUCAGGGGUAAAGGUAGAUCAGUCAUACUUCUGCUUGUCGGUGGUGUUUGCCCACGUGAUCUUGACGCUGAUCUUAGAAAAAGGAUCUCAUCGCACACUGUACUUGUGUGGGGUGACAAACUCUUCUGGCAGAAGCUUAAAUUUGCCAUGCCCGAUGUAUCACCCAUACCAGUAUUGGAUCGGCCAUUGCCACUGCCACCACCACCACCACCGCCAACACAGCAUCUGUGGGCAUAGGACCAUAAAUUAGAUGUGAAUCCUAGCCAGAGGUAUUAUCGGACUUUAUCCACGUAUGGAGUCUCUGGAUAUCACGGAAGAGAAGGAUUCCAGAGUAUU
Messenger RNA from Diachasma alloeum, 4759 nucleotides. It is a transcript of the gene Toll-6, whose product is annotated as toll-like receptor 6. Gene Ontology annotation, molecular function: protein binding. Bases 992 to 4660 code for a protein of 1222 amino acids. The transcript is spliced from 3 exons. Gene Ontology annotation, biological process: signal transduction. NCBI's taxonomy places the organism in Eukaryota, Metazoa, Arthropoda, Insecta, Hymenoptera, Braconidae. The record is from RefSeq and is a predicted model, not a curated record.